Messenger RNA from Aspergillus oryzae RIB40, 483 nucleotides. RefSeq lists its product as uncharacterized. The transcript has 2 exons. NCBI's taxonomy places the organism in Eukaryota, Fungi, Ascomycota, Eurotiomycetes, Eurotiales, Aspergillaceae. Bases 1 to 483 code for a protein of 160 amino acids. The record is from RefSeq and is a predicted model, not a curated record.
AUGGCAAUGGUCCAUGUCAGGUCGUCCACCAAUGGUCUGACACUCAACCUGUCCAAUGCUUGGUGGUCUACCGACGAAGAUGUCUAUGCUUUGGUUACCGAGUAUUUCGCUCCCGAGCCUCAUGGCCGGUGGCAGGAUUUCCGUGUUGACCAGUCGCCGUCAGCAACCGCCAGCCCUUGGUUGGAGGUGCUUCCUUUGCUGCUAGACCGCAGUCGAAGCACCAGUCGAGGCGCUUCUCUGCUCUCUGCUUCACUCAAAACUCUAGGUUAUUCAAUCGCCUCCAAAGGGGGCAAUGGCUCCACGCGCUCGCAGUGGGAGAUUUCUCGCGCGGAGUAUUAUUCCAAGGCUGUGCAUUGCUUGAAGCAUGAUUUGAAUGAAGGUACCGGCGUGUGUGACGAGUCCGCUGCGGCGAUCAUGUGCUUAAGCAUGGCAGAGCAAGCUGUUGAUUCCCACCUCCAGAGACGGCUGGAUCGCUCAUGUUAG